This is a messenger RNA of Erigeron canadensis, 1626 nucleotides long. RefSeq names its product putative wall-associated receptor kinase-like 16. The coding region runs from base 1 to 1626 and encodes 541 amino acids. Gene Ontology annotation, cellular component: plasma membrane; plasmodesma. Gene Ontology annotation, biological process: protein autophosphorylation. Gene Ontology annotation, molecular function: transmembrane receptor protein tyrosine kinase activity; ATP binding. NCBI's taxonomy places the organism in Eukaryota, Viridiplantae, Streptophyta, Magnoliopsida, Asterales, Asteraceae. The record is from RefSeq and is a predicted model, not a curated record. The transcript has 3 exons.
AUGAAUGAAGAUAAAUUGCCUAAGAAGCGUACUGUAGCCAUUAAACGCAUUAUGCUUAGAGGAGACGAGCAAGGGAAUAAAGGGUUCCUAGCCGAACUAGAAUUGCUUAGUCAUUGUAGGAAUCCCAACAUACUCCGUCUUCUUGGAUGUUGCGUUAAUGGUCAUGAAAGAAUUCUUGUAUAUGAGUAUGCUUCAGAGGGAAGUCUCGACAGUUAUCUCAGAAGCAAAGAGAAAAGGAGUGAUCUAACAUGGGAUAAGCGUUUAAAGCUGUGCCUCAGUAUUGCAAACGGAUUAAAUUAUCUCCAUAGAGCCGACGGUGACAAAAAGGUUAUAAUACACCGCGAUGUAAAGAGUGAUAACAUACUUUUGGAUGAGAAUUUGGAGGUAAAGAUUGCUGAUUUCGGCCUUUCUAUAUUCCACCCUACAAAUCACCCGGAAAAAACUAUACAUACAAAUAAUUUGGCAGGGACAAGCGUGUAUGCUGAUCCAGAAUACAUGAAGACCGGUAAGUUGAAAAUAGAAUCCGAUGUUUACUCUUUUGGGGUAGUUUUAUUUGAAAUCUUAUCUGGGAAGUUGGCCUAUGAUUCAUUUUACACCAACCAAUAUGAGAAGGGGCUUGCACCUGUGGCACGUGACCACUUUAUUAAGAAAACAAUAAUGGAUCUGGUGGAUGAAACAUUGUUGAAAGAAACUCAUGAACUCAGUUCUACCCUAAGGAUGGGACCAGAUCAACGUUCUUUGGACACAUUUUGUAAAAUUGCGUAUGAAUGUUUGGAAGAAACUCAAGCCCAUCGUCCAAAAAUGAAAGUCAUCAUUGAGGAACUUGAGAAAGCAUUACAUUUUCAAGAAAAUCGUGAAGACACGUUACAAAUUCCACUAGAAAACAUAAGAUUUGACGGAGAAACCUUCAGUGAUCACAAGUGCAGAGAGCUCUCGAUGGUAUACAAUAGAGAAGGUGAUAAUUACGAAAAUUGUUGUAAGGCGGUUGCUGUAAAGCCGUUGAGAAGAUCUGGUCUAGAACCUGGUAUUUGGAGAGAGUUUGAAAUUCCUUUUAAGCAUAGACAUGAGAAUAUCGUCGGUCUUGUAGGUUAUUGUAAGAAAACGGGUGAAACAUUCAUUGUCUAUGAAUAUGCAUCUAACCAAAGUCUCGACAUGCAUUUAGAGAAUCCUGAACUUUCAUGGACCAAACGACUUAAGAUAUGCAUUGAUAUCGCAAAUGGGUUAGAUUUCCUUCACAGAUCUGAUGUAGGACCAGAGGUGGUGAUACAUAGAGACAUGAAAAGCUCUAAUAUUCUACUAACAGCGGAUUGGAAAGCCAAAAUCAGUGGUUUUGAGUAUUCUCUAAUAUUUCCAAAAAAUCAGGAGAUCAGCUAUGUCGUCAACCCUCUUAAACUACGCUCACGUCGUGCCUACCGUGAUCCACUGUACAGUACUAAUGUUUUCUUAACCAAAGAGUCUGAUAUUUACUCAUUUGGUGUGAUAUUGUUUGAAGUAUUGUGCGGGAAAUCAGCGUGUCAUUGGGAAGGUACUGGUCCCGCUCAAAAUCAUUGGUUACAUUUAGAGGCAUUGCCGUUCAAUGCUUACAUGAUGAUAGAAAAGAACGGCCAACAGCUGGUGCGGUGUUAG